AGUUCCGUUCCGAGCUGGAGCUUUUACUGCUCAGUCCUCGCCUGUUCUUCUCUUCACGGCUGCGUCUUAUCUUUAGCCGGGGCAAUGUCCAGAGGGCCGGGCCGUCUGAUUGAUAACGUGAAGAAGUUUGCCGACACGCAGUACAAAGAAUUCACAGCUCGGUAUGGCGACCAAUUGGUGGACGUUUUCGAGUUCCCCAUUAAGCUUGUGCUGUCCCCUUUCACCCUCGCCUUUGACAUCGUUGGCUCCGCUCCCCGAGGGUUCGGCGUCCCUGAACUCAUCUCGAAGCUCUCGUAUGCUUCCGUCUUCGCUGUGGCUACACUUGGGACGUAUGAUAUUGCUUUGGAGUUGGGAAAGAAGGUUAUCUGCCAGAGGAACUGUCGAACUUGCAAUGGUUGGCAGGCAUUGCGGUGUACCAUGUGUAGAGGAUCAGGAAGUGUGCAGUACCAAGUGAGAAAUUACUCCUUGAGAAGAGGGGAGAAGCCCACUGCUGAAUGUGUUGCAGAUGCAAUUUCUGAAAAUCGAGCUGAAGUAAUGCAUUUUCCAGCUGCCGUGAAUUCUGAUGUGCCUUUGCCAUCUAAAGACUGUCCAGACUGUGACGGGACGGGUGUAAUGGGGUGUCCUGAAUGCAAAGAUAAAUUACAAGUCAGGAUCUCUGCGGAUGAUAUUAUGGAGCCACCAUGGAAAGCAUAUAAUGUUCUGCGCAAGAUGGACUAUCCUUAUGAGCAUAUCCGUGACAGCAUGAAAGAUCCUAGUAUUGCUGCUUUUUGGUUGUUUACCUUCCCCCAGGUCGUGGGUGGGUUGAAUUAUGAUGAUGACAUCAAAAGGAAAAUUUGGUGGCAGUACGAGGAAUCAUUUCGAUAUGAUAAAUUACGGGAUAUCGUGGCUAAGCGAGCUCCUGGCUGGGAAUUAUUACAGGAAUUUAUUUAUUUCCUCAUUACCUAUCUUUCACAGGCCUUGAUCACGAUAGACCCUAUUCGUGCCAGGGAAGAUCCAGUUAUUGUGAAAAAUCUUCCACACUACAGGGCCAAGAAGGCAUUGGAGGCAGAGGUCAUGAGACUUGAUCCACCACCACGGCCAGAAAAGUGGGGAGAGCUGGACCUUCCUCUGAAUUCUUCAUCCUGGAGUGAGGAAGAUCUAAAAAAGCCAGAAAAGUUCUAUGAGAUGACCGUUCUUCUUAAUGCACAAAGAGAAAUGUCUGAUAAAAUGCUGGAUGCACAAUGGGAAGCUAAAUGGCGUCAGGAAAAGUUGAACCAAAUGUUGGAGGAGAAGGUGCAGCCAUACAUCAAGGAUGCCGACAAUGGCAUUCUCUCGCAACCAAUCGUCUUACAACCACAAAAUCAGCAGAAAGAGGUCUCACCUUUAGUCCUCUACUUUCAUUGUGCAGAAAAUGCAUCGACUUAAAAGUUGCCUAGGCUGUAAUGUGCUCUGCGGUCAAAUUAUCGCCCCUGAAAGUGCAUCAUAUAAUGUUUGGUUCUUUGGUUGCAGAGGAAGAGGCGAAAGAAAUGGUGGAUUUUCUGAGUUCGUGUGUUGUUCAUAGGUAGAUGGUGUUCUUAUAGAGCCAAUGACACGAGAAACCAGCGCAGUAUCUGCAGUCUGCUUCUUCCUCCCGUGUCUGCAUCUAGCUCCUGCAGCUAGAGAUAACUUCCUUGCAGCAUGCGAAAUCAAUGAUGGCCAAUCGUUGUAAUGGUCGACCAGUUACGCUGAUGUAAAGAAAGACAUUAUGAGGAGAAAGUGGUAUAUCUGUGCAACACUCAAUGCAUCGAGCAAGUGUGUUACUACAAAACAAUUUUGUUUGAUCUAUAUCGCUGUCACACGUACGUGGUUGUUUUAGU
This is a messenger RNA of Linum tenue, 1835 nucleotides long. NCBI's taxonomy places the organism in Eukaryota, Viridiplantae, Streptophyta, Magnoliopsida, Malpighiales, Linaceae. The record is from the annotation of a GenBank genome assembly.